AUGCCACACACAUACGGGGACGAUGACCUUGACAACAUCGAAGAAAAGUACGACGAAUCAGCAGACGAAGACUUCAAUCCCGAUGUCGCGCCUGUGGAAGACACAUCAAGCUCCGAAGAUGAGGACCAUAUCACGAUAGAACCCGCACAGCGCAAAGGCAAGCGCAAGGCACCUGUCGAGGACGACCUCGACUCUGGAGAUGAAGUGACAAUCCAAGCAGCGCGAAGGAAGCGGUCGAAGAAGAAGGGGAAGAAGGGAAGCAAGGAAGAUGGAGAUGGAUUUAUCGCGUCGGACGAUGAGGGUGGACAAGGUGGACUGGUCAAGACGCGAGCACAACGGAGAGGUGAAGCAAAAGACACAAGGCCGCUAGCCAGGACGGAAGGGGCGACGGUGGAUGUGGAUGCUUUAUGGGCCCAGAUGACAGCAGCACCUCUGAAACCCCUUCUGGCGCAAGUUCAAGAGCCGGAGGCGCCAAAGGACCAUGCGCCUGUCGUUCAUAUCCCCGCGGCGGUCGAAGAGGAAGAGCAGAUAGCGAUCAAGAAAGUCUACACCUUUGCUGGCCAGGACACAACAGAAGAAAAGCAAAUACCACGCUCACAACUCGACAAGCAUCUUAAAGAUGGCUGGAAGACACUCGAUGCGUCUACAGCAGCAACGCCCCAAGAUGGAUCAUCGGUUGAACCCCCAAAAGAGACAGGGCCCAAAAUACGUCGCCCACUACGCCGACCAUCGCGAUUUGACCCCAACCCUACCGGCUACGUCCGCGCCCUCGCCCCGGAGUACCAGCUUUCCUGGCCAAGAACCGAUGCCGCCACACUACAACCCGAGCAGGAACAUGUACUAGACAUGGAGGCGCCAGCCACUAAGAAGACAGAGAAAGCCCAGAAACUCAACGUAGUGGACAAAUCACGUAUGGACUGGACGGGUUUCGUCGACAAGGAGGGCAUUGCCGAGGAAUUGGAUACGCAUGGCAAGACCAAGGAAGCUUACCUUGGACGUAUGGACUUUUUGGCUGGCGUGGAGGCGAGAAGAGAAGAAGAGAGAAGAAACUUGAAGAUCAAAGCUGCGGCUGCAGCCCCGACUUCCUGA
Pyrenophora tritici-repentis Pt-1C-BFP is the source of this 1089-nucleotide messenger RNA. RefSeq lists its product as uncharacterized. NCBI's taxonomy places the organism in Eukaryota, Fungi, Ascomycota, Dothideomycetes, Pleosporales, Pleosporaceae. The record is from RefSeq and is a predicted model, not a curated record.